AUGGCUUACCUUAUGGCAGUUGUACCUAGAAAACAGAGUAUAAGGCAAGAACAGUGUCAAGAUGAGCUUGUACUGGUCGAAGAUGCAGAGAUCGGAACAUUACGGAAUGGCUGCAUAUCUUCUUUGAAGAAGGGUCGCAAGCCUGUGUCAUCCUGUGCACAUUUAUAUUCAACGCUUAAGAUGUCGCAGAUUGCAGUAGCAGCAACCAAUAUGACACGCUAUCCAAUCGACAAAGGUUUGGCGAGAUGGAGCAGUAGUGACAAGCACCACUAG
Molecule: messenger RNA, 273 nt
Organism: Loa loa (African eye worm)
Lineage: Eukaryota; Metazoa; Nematoda; Chromadorea; Rhabditida; Onchocercidae
Exons: 2
Coding region: 1-273 (90 amino acids)
Source: RefSeq, a predicted model, not a curated record